AUGGAGUUCUAUCAGGAGCUCCUCUUCACUGCGAUCCUCUCUGUCCUCCUCGUCUCUCUCCUCGGACCGUCGACUGAGAUCGCCGACGAGAAACGAGGUAACGAUUCUCUCCGAUCCGAUCCUAUUUCAUCAGCAGAAGCUAGGUCAGAUCAUGAUAAGAAAUGCGAAGAAGGGAUUGGAAUCGAGAAGUUUGAUGGCGAUCUUGUUGAUCAAGACGAGAUAGCUGAAGUUAGGGUUCGAGAAGAGUAUAUAAUGAUUUCAAGGGGUCUUGAAGCAGCAAGAUCAACUAUGUCUGAGCCUGAAACUGAGAAUGAGGCAGCAGGAACUGGAAGUGGAGAGACUGUUGUUGAAGCGAUGAAGCGAGAAAUUGGAGAUGCUUCUGUUGGAGAUAUGCGUGAGAGUAAAGGAAGUGAGCCUGUCGAGGCUGAAGAGCUUCAACUCGCUCUGGAGAAAGAAGUUGAUGCACAUGGGAUCGAGACUGAGGCAAAAGCGGAAGAAGCUGGUUCGAUUACUAUCGAAGAAAAUGUUGGAGAUGAUGUCGAAAGAGCCGGUGCGUUCUUGGGUAAAGCAAUUGAAGGUGCAGAUCUAAAUAGGAUCGGGGCCGAAUUGGAAGCCGAAGACUCCGUCACAUUUGUUAAAGAAAAUGAAGGGGACGGUGUUACUGGAUUGAGAGAAGAAUAUGUACCGAAAGAAGGGUCUGAAACUCUCUAUGAUGUGAAGGAGAAAUCGCUGCUUAGUGAAGAAGAUGAAUGGGAGGGAAUCGAACGGACUGAACUGGAUAAACAUUUUACUGUGGCUGCAGCUUAUGUUGAUGGCAAAGGUGGUGAAUUUGCUUUGUCCAGCCUCAAUGAUGAUGAGCAAAUGAAAUUAUAUGGGCUUCACAAGAUCGUGACUGAGGGUCCUUGCUAUGAUCCUCAGCCAAUGCCUUUGAAGGUUGCUGCUAGGGCUAAAUGGCAUGCUUGGCAAACAUUGGGAAACAUGAAUCCAGAUGCGGCUAUGGAACAAUACAUGAGUCUUCUUUCUGAGAAAAUUCCUGGAUGGAUGGGGGAAAACCCCAAGGGAGGUGUUGUAAAACAAGAAAACGAAGUCACAGAACCAUCUGGAGCUUGUAUGCCUAAUUUAUGCUCGAACUCAUGCAGUCAACCGAACACUCAAACUGAAAGGAAGGAGGAAAGCCCAUCUUUCUUUGAUGAGGAAGUUAAACAUGCUACCACAGAGCACACUGACCAAGGUUUUACCAGGGCUCAGUAAAUCCAAAAUUCUUCUAGGCUUGUUCUCUCCAAACAAUGCACACUUGCUUUGGUUGAGCGAGCCUUGCUGGCGUUUUGAAUAUCUAAUGAUUAAAACUUCCGGGGCCUUUUCGUUUUAUCUGUGGUGUAUAAAAUUGAUAGCAAGUAUGUAAAUAGCAUUCUUGUGUGAAUUGUUGUACAAGGAAGCCUCAAGAUGCUGAAAAUUUUAAUG
Messenger RNA from Asparagus officinalis (garden asparagus), 1461 nucleotides. RefSeq names its product acyl-CoA-binding domain-containing protein 3-like. NCBI's taxonomy places the organism in Eukaryota, Viridiplantae, Streptophyta, Magnoliopsida, Asparagales, Asparagaceae. Gene Ontology annotation, molecular function: fatty-acyl-CoA binding. The coding region runs from base 1 to 1251 and encodes 416 amino acids. The record is from RefSeq and is a predicted model, not a curated record. Gene Ontology annotation, biological process: fatty acid metabolic process. The transcript has 6 exons.